Molecule: messenger RNA, 4584 nt
Organism: Onychostoma macrolepis
Lineage: Eukaryota; Metazoa; Chordata; Actinopteri; Cypriniformes; Cyprinidae
Gene: zdhhc17
Product: zinc finger DHHC-type palmitoyltransferase 17
Exons: 17
Coding region: 57-1925 (622 amino acids)
Biological process (GO): protein palmitoylation
Cellular component (GO): Golgi membrane
Molecular function (GO): protein binding; palmitoyltransferase activity
Source: RefSeq, a predicted model, not a curated record
UGUUUAUCGCCCCCUAAAUGUUUUUCCCGUGAUGCUCCGCGUGGUCGAGCAGCAAGAUGGCGGACGCUCUGGAUGAAUUUAAGAAAGAAACUGGAUGCGUCCCGAUCCUCCAUCCCGAGGAAAUUAAACCCCAGAGUCACUAUAACCAUGACUACAGCGAGAGCGUCAGCCGCAAGAGCCAUGUGGACGACUACAGCACUUGGGACAUCGUCAAAGCCACCCAGUACGGGAUAUUUGAGCGAUGCCGUGAGCUGGUGGAGGCCGGAUAUGACGUGCGUCAGCCGGAUAAAGAAAAUGUCACACUUCUGCACUGGGCGGCAAUCAACAACCGCAUAGACCUGGUCAAGUACUACAUAUCUAAAGGUGCCAUAGUCGACCAGCUGGGAGGAGAUCUCAACUCUACACCGCUGCACUGGGCUACAAGACAGGGCCAUCUCUCCAUGGUGGUGCAGUUAAUGAAGUACGGCGCUGAUCCUUCUCUCAUCGAUGGCGAGGGAUGCAGUUGUGUGCAUCUGGCCACUCAGUUUGGACAUACCUCCAUUGUGGCAUAUCUCAUUGCCAAAGGACAGGAUGUGGAUAUGAUGGAUCAGAAUGGCAUGACCCCUUUGAUGUGGGCGGCAUAUCGGAUGCACAGUGUUGACCCGACACGGCUGUUGCUGACGUUUAACGUGUCAGUGAAUCUGGGUGAUAAGUAUCAUAAGAACACGGCUCUGCACUGGGCGGUUCUGGCUGGAAACACUACCGUCAUCAGCCUGCUGUUGGAGGCCAAUGCUAAUGUCGACGCACAGAACAUCAAGGGGGAGACGCCGCUGGAUUUGGCCAAACAGAGGAAAAAUGUGUGGAUGAUAAAUCAUCUGCAGGAGGCCAGACAAGCCAAAGGUUAUGACAGUCCCUCGUACCUGAAACGGCUCAAAAUGGACAAGGAGUUCAGGCAGAAGGUGAUGUUGGGAACUCCGUUCCUGGUGAUCUGGCUGGUGGGAUUUAUCGCCGAUCUGGACAUUGACUCCUGGCUCAUCAAGGGUGUGAUGUAUGCAGCGGUGUGGCUCAUCGUGCAGUUUCUGUCCAAGUCUUUCUUCGAUCACUCCAUGCAUAGUGCUCUUCCUCUGGGCAUCUAUCUGGCUACUAAGUUCUGGAUGUACAUCACCUGGUUUUAUUGGUUCUGGAAUGAUCUACCUUUCGUCACCAUCCACCUGCCCUUCCUGCUCAACAGUCUGGCUCUCUUCUACAACUUUGGCAAGUCCUGGAAGUCCGACCCUGGUAUCAUCAAAGCAUCCGAGGAGCAGAAGAAAAAGACUAUAGUUGAAUUGGCAGAAACAGGCUCUCUGGAUCUCAGCAUAUUCUGCAGCACCUGUUUGAUACGCAAGCCAAUCAGAUCGAAACACUGCGCUGUUUGCAAUCGAUGCAUCGCCAAGUUUGAUCACCACUGCCCGUGGGUCGGCAACUGCGUAGGAAGUGGAAACCACCGUUACUUUAUGGGCUACUUGUUCUUCCUGUUGUGUAUGAUCUGUUGGAUGAUAUACGGAUGCAUUUGCUACUGGAGGAUUCACUGUGCUACCAGCUACACUAAAGAUGGCUUUUGGGUCUACAUCACCCAGAUCGCCACCUGCUCGCCGUGGAUGUUCUGGAUGUUUAUCAACAGUGUGUUUCACUUCAUGUGGGUCGCUGUACUCAUCAUGUGCCAGCUCUACCAGAUCGCUGUUCUGGGCAUCACUACAAACGAGCGCAUGAACGCCAGAAGAUAUAAGCACUUUAAAGUUACAGCCACGUCCAUCGAGAGCCCUUUCAAUCAUGGCUGUAUGAGGAACCUCAUAGAUUUCUUCGAGCUGCGCUGCUGCGGUCUGCUGCGGCCCGUGGUGAUAGACUGGACCUCCCAGCACACAAUAGAGUACGAUCAGACGUCCGGCUCAGGAUACCAGCUGGUGUAGCGCGGUGAAGGAGCGACAGAGCGUGAGAGAAGACGGAGCGAGAGGGAGAAGAGGGGAGAGGUUUUCCUGAAUUGCUGCUCAACCGGGACCAUCUCCUUCACCGAGACUGCAGACCUCACCCAGUCAGGAUUAACGCAUGCUGUCAUUGGUUACCGUCACCAACUCCACCCGCCCACUGCACCCGAGACGCAGGGACACGAGGAACAGGAAGAGGAGGAGUUUAAUGACAACAGAGGCGGAUCCUCGAUUGGUCAGCAGAGAUGUUUGUGUUUUGUUUCGCACAUCGACUGCUUUUCGUUUUACCUUGGUUUUCUUCCUGUGACCCCUUUUUUGUUGCUUUUAAAGUGAUAUCGGAUCUUCGUCAUGCGCAAGUCCUGGUUCAACCUGGAACUCUGUGUAAGAACGAGAAUUAGCAUAGCAAAAGCAUCAGGCGAUAUAGCGAUUGUGGUUUUAAGGAAUUGUUCUGGCCAAAAUUAGACUUUUAUUAGUAUUUAUUCAUCCUCAUGUCGCAUCAAAACCAUGUGACUGACUUCCUAUGAGAUAUUUAGCAGAAUGUUCAGGCUGCUCUUUUCCAUACGAGUAGAAAGUGUUGUUUUUUUUCUACGGAGAAAGCAAUACGCAUAUGUUUGGAACGACAUGAUGAUUAGUAAAUAACGGUAGGUGAACGAUUCCUUUAAGCUGCCUUGAUUCGUCUGAUCGUGAAUCAGAUCAAAACAGGCAUCCUAUUGGCAUGCAUUCAUACGACUAGAGAGAUGCCCCGUUUAAAUAAUGUGACUUAACAUAUUUAUUUUAACCUAUUUAUGUAGUGUUUUUCGAAGAGUAAUUAUGGUAUCAUGAGGUCAUUUUACAUGUCUUCAUUUCAGUUUUUACAUUUGCAGCAUGUUUAAUAGUUUAGGUGGGGUGAGUCCUACGAAACGUGUCAAGAAAAUGAAGCUGGGUCAUAAUUUCACCCAAAAAUCAAAAGAAAAAAAUAUUAGAUUAUAUUUUGUUUAGAGAAAAUGAAGCCUGUUUUUGCAUUUUAUUAUUGUUUUCAUGAAAAUUAAAUACAUUUCCUCCAUAAUUCUCAUUACCAUCAUGCACAAAAACCUCUCAUUGCUGUAUUUAAAUAUCAAAGUAUUUAUAUGAUACUGCCUUUAAAUUAUGCUAUUUUUUAAAUCAUUGUAUUAUAGCCAUUGUUUAAUGCAAAACAAAACAAAAAUACUGUAUUGCAAUGAGAAUUACAACAAAAACGCCUGAACGCAUUAUGGUAAUGAGCACUGGGAAAGAGAAAUGUGCUGAAUUUACAUCAAUAUAACGUUACAACAAUGCAGAACAGUCUUCACAUAUACAUAUAUAUGCCCACCUAUAUGUGCACACUUAUUUUUUGUUCACACAUGAAGUGUGACCUGGACACGUUCUUGAUGCGUUUAUGAGAUUAAUCCAGGUUUCCUUUGAAUUUACAAGGCAUAACACACUCGUAUGUGAACGUCUAUAUUUAUUAUGUAUGAGUAGUUUUAGGAAGUGUAUACAUUUAAAGUUGAAAUGCUGUUGAAUAGCCAUUAAGUGGAUCUGAUAGCUGUAUGAACUUAAAGGAAGAUGCCGUUUAACGCACCAGAGGGGCUCCUUCCGCCUUUUUUUUUUUUUUUUUGUGGCAGCGACAUUAUUCAUCUGCCUACAAUGCACUGAUCUUUUUUCGUUUUGUUCGUCGUUACUGAAGCGUCGCCGAGGGAUCUUCAUGUUUACGUAAAAAGAGGAAGCUCCUCCCCUUUUGCUCUCCUCCAUUUCCUCUUCCUGUUGGUGUGGCGUUGUCAUGGCAGCAGCUGACAGGAUGAACUGAUGUAAAGAAUGUGCAUCUGUACAUAAACGAACUAGAUUCAUUAUUCUGUGAGUGACUUUCGUUGGUUUUUUUAUUUUCGUCUGUGUUAGUUGAAGCUGCUCCUAAUUUUUUUUUAUCUUACCAAAAAGCGAAAAAACAAAAAAAUCGACUAUUAUCAAAGUGUAUGACUGUAGCUUUUAGUGGCGUCUGGCACUGCUGUGUAUAGACCUUUGACCUUGCAAGUCUCCACUGCAUGUGUAAAGCCUGGACAUAGUGAUCACCCUGUCAUCCGAAAGACGCCCCGUCUGUAAAUAGUGAAUGUUCAGUAUUUGCAACCGGGUUUUUUGUUUUUUAUUUUAUUUUAUUUUAUUUUUUAUUCUUUUCUGUUUGUUUUUACAUUUUAAACCCGAUGUGUGUAUUGUUCUUGCGUGUCCCUCAUGCUCUGCGGUCGAUCGGAGCUCUGCAGAUGUAUUAUAUCUGAAUGUCCCAUUCUCGUUGAUUAAUAUUCAGCCUAAAGGGUUUCUUUUGUAUGUUUCAUUGCUGGGUUUGUUGUACCACUGGAUGUACAAACUGUAAAUGCCAGAGAAGGAGACGUGGUCGAUGGGCCCUGUGCUGUAAUAUUGGGAUUAGGCACAGUGACGGUCAUUCAUUCAUACAUGUGACACUGUUUUUAGAGAAUAUAUUCACUCUGUUGUUCCUCUGCCUUUACGGUUUGGCCGGCUGUUUUCCCACCAUGUGAAAAGCACAUGCUCAUCUCCAGUGCCUCAGCUGAGAUCAGGACGUCACCCUACUCUGCUUCAGAUGUAACUUAUUGGGCAUGGUUCAAUUUUAAUGGCUUUAUUAAUAAAACAUUCGAAGGUGAAA